UGGCGCAGUACCACUAGACGUAAUGGUUUGUUAGGGAAUGUUUAUUGUUUCCGGGCGUAUUUUCGCUGUUUGUGUGUUCGUUUUCGGUGUUUGUCGUGUCUGUCGUUUGUGACCUUACGUUGGCCGCAACCGUGUGAAUACAGUGUGACGUGUAGUGCGUGAUUUUAAUUCUAAUAAUGUGCUGACACACUUUGGGAGUACCGUGGUCGCGUCAACAGCGUAUCAUGACAAAGGAUUGUAUGGGCAGCCCGAGCGCCGCCGACACCUGUGAAUCCGGCCGUCGAGCAAUGUUCAUGGUAUUGUCGUAAGUCUUUUUACGGAUUUAGUCUGUAUUAAUGCAGACGAGUUUAAUGGUAAUCUUAAUUAACGUACGGCGAAAAAAAUAAUUAUAUAUGAUGGAAGGUGGCCAUAUCUGAUAUCUCGCAAAUGCGUCCAGCCAUGCCACAGGUAUUGCUUGUGGCAAUGCUGUGGCUUUUAGUGUCCGAGGGCAACGCACAGAUGUUCGACCAUGACAUGGGUGUGUUGGACAGAAGAGUGUUGACCGAUGGUGUGGAUUACGAGGUGUUUAAUAAGACGUUGGCGUCUAAGCCAGGGUCAGGCUCUCGUGCUUCGCGUACUAAUUCGUCACAGCAACAGCAGCAUGUCACUAGCCCAACCAAUCGUCUAAUACCUGCAUAUAAUCCUCCAGAUCGAAAUACUUUUACGCCACCUAUGCUUCCAGAACGUUUUAAUCCAUUUGCUGAUAAACCGACGCUCAGGGGUAGCAAUUCAGAAAAAACUAUACCACCUAGACGACCUGGAAUUGUGCAACCUAAAUUUGAAAAAGAAUUCAUACCUAUCAGACCAGUAGAUGUUCCAGUAGCUGAUACUAAAAAGAAAACAAUUAAUACACCUAGUUUAAAUAAGCUAAGGGUACCAGAGUCUACUUAUUCUGAACCAACAAGUACAACGGCAGCAAAUGGAUUUAAAGGGCUAAAUGAUACUUACAAUAUUGUUGUACAACAAGUACAAAAUUUAUCCAGUCCAAACGUUUUUAGAAUUUUAUUUGAUGAUACAGGUAAAAAAAUGGAUGGUUUAAUGGGAAACGAUAAACCAAAUUUUGACCAAGAUCUUAAACCAUCGCGAACCGUAAAACAAGAAGUUCCCAAACCUACUCAACGUAAUAUUCAAACAUCAGAAACGACACCAACAUCUCAAGUAUAUGAAACUACACCUGAAGAAACAACCGAAAAAUAUGAGCCAACUAUGUUCAAAGAACAACAAGUGACUGAAUCAAAGAGCGAUAUAGAUAUACCAGAAUCACCACCAGAAAUAGUUUCUAUGCCUGACCAUCCUGAGCCUAGAGCUAGGUAUAUUCUUGGUGUUUUUUGGGACGUUCAUGUAUAUUUAAUCGCUAUACUUUUUCUGAUACUGGUAUUUUGUUCAGGGGUCAGUAUUAUAAGAAUAAGAGCAUUUAAAAAGCUAUUGACCUGUGGAUACUUUGUCACCAUACACAUCCUGUUGAUAAUAAUAGGCUGUUUGCGGAGUACGUAUUUAUUGUACGAUCCCUACAAUGUAAAUGGAACACUAUCUGCCCAGGUGUCUGGAUUGGCCCUGAAUAUAGUAUUUCCACUACUGUUGACUGUAUAUUCAGUGUUAUUUUUGUUUUUGUUAAGAGCUACAGAUGUGAAAACUAUUUUUUAUAAUUUGCAAAAGUCAUCGUUAUUGGCAAUAUUUAUCAGCUGUUAUAUGGCAUUUUGUAUCAUUGUACUCUUCUAUUCAGAAGUGCAUAUACUUUCAUUGGUAUCCAAAUGUGUUUACAUUUUAUUAUGUGUACUACUUGGAGUGACUUAUAUAUGCUUAUAUAGGUCUAUGACUAAUGCGUCUCUGAGAAAACAAGGGACCAUAUUUGGUGCCAGUUUUCAUGAACAUCGUCCUACCUUGGCUCAUUCGGUUCGUGUAACGUUGGCAACUAGCAUGUUGAGUUUGCUAAUGGCAUCUGUUCAGCUUUAUGGAAUGGUUGGCGUUUAUGAAAUGUUGGGCAAAGACCAGCCAAACCCUUGGCUAUGGUGGGGAUAUCAAUUUUCUGUGCGUGUGAUUGAGAUCUCAAUGUGCUUCUUAAUAUUCUGGGCAUCUAUACAACCACUUAGAUACACCAGUGAAAAAGAAGCUCAAAACCAAUCUGGCCUAACUUUGUUCCCUUGUCGCAGUACUGUAUCUCGAAGUGACCCACCAUCUGAUGAUAUUUAUCCAGCCAUAUGCAGUGCUAACCAAGCUGUACAUAACUAUACAUUGCGCACUGGUAAACAUAUAUAUGAUGAUACAUAUUCAAUGGGUGGUCCGCCAUUAGUUAACCAUCAACUAUUUGCACACACGACUGAGAGGAGGUCAUUGAAACGAAUGGAAGAAGAUUCCAGAAGUCUCUAUGCAUAUGCUGAACGAGCAGCCAUACAGCCUUCGCCAUCCAUGCUAGUAGCAGAAAAUGGGUUUGUCAGAUUUCGUUCUCUUGCUGAUGAACGAAAUCCAGAAGACCAAAUGUAUCCCAUCAAAAUUCACCAUCACAGGGAUAAUUGUUGUACUUAAAAUAAAGUAGGCCUUAAAAUAAGAUGAUUAUCCUCUAUUAUUUUUUAUUAUUAUUAUUAUUAUUUUUGUACAUAAUUAUUUAUGUAAUAAUUUUCUGUUUAUAUUUAAUGUGUUCCUUUAGCUUAAAAAACAUUCCAUGAUAUAACAAUUUCAUUUCUUUUUUCCCCCAAGACUGCUUUAUUUUUUAAGAGCCAAAAGGAUGACUUUUAAUGUAUGAUCAAAUGUUCAGUGUUAAAAUGUUGACAGCUUGUUAUUGUAACAUCACUCUCGUUAUCGAACAAAUAACUUUGGCUUAUACUUAACAUACUUAUUUAAUCUUAAAGUAAAUAGUUUAGCUUCUUUAUUUUUUUACUAACAAUAUGUCUGUGCCAUUUUUUUUACAACAUAGGUAUUUACAAAGUAUCUAUAUCUAGUAACGAUUUUAUAGUAGCAUUCAUGCAUAAAAAAAUAUUUUAUUGUGAAUAAUGAUAUCUGAUAAAUGUCCGUCCUGGAUUAAUAUUUUUCCAUGACUUGAUUUAUUUAUUGGCUUGAUUUAUUUUACUCUUGUUGUAUGUUACUAAUUGUUUUUUUUUUAAUAAGUCAAGAGUAGUCUGUAAUUGAAUUUUUCCUAUAUCAGUAACACAAAUAGGAAUUAUUGUUCUGGUUUUAUAACUUUAGAUGAAUUCUUUUAGUUUCAAUUUGCAUUUAUAUGAUGUUCCUCUGAUUAAAAAGUUAAUAUAAAGAAUCUCUUACAGACACUCAACUAAAUCAGUUUCAUAAAAUAUUAUUUAUAGGAAUGUUUACUAAUGUGUACAUUUAUAUAUAUAUAGUCGAACUUUUAUCAUGUUGUUAUAUUUAAUUAUUGUGAUCAUC
Molecule: messenger RNA, 3414 nt
Organism: Adelges cooleyi (spruce gall adelgid)
Lineage: Eukaryota; Metazoa; Arthropoda; Insecta; Hemiptera; Adelgidae
Exons: 1
Coding region: 427-2562 (711 amino acids)
Source: RefSeq, a predicted model, not a curated record